Rhincodon typus (whale shark) is the source of this 3024-nucleotide messenger RNA. Its product is annotated as mast/stem cell growth factor receptor Kit-like. Gene Ontology annotation, cellular component: signaling receptor complex; CSF1-CSF1R complex. The coding region runs from base 1 to 3024 and encodes 1007 amino acids. Gene Ontology annotation, molecular function: ATP binding; macrophage colony-stimulating factor receptor activity; cytokine binding. The record is from RefSeq and is a predicted model, not a curated record. Gene Ontology annotation, biological process: positive regulation of kinase activity; osteoclast differentiation; protein phosphorylation. NCBI's taxonomy places the organism in Eukaryota, Metazoa, Chordata, Chondrichthyes, Orectolobiformes, Rhincodontidae. The transcript has 25 exons.
AUGUAUGACUCUUCCAGCAAGUGCAAACGAGCCAUGUUACAGAUUCGACUGAUUAUCUUCAGCUGUGCUGCCAGCAGUGUAUUGCAGCUUCAACUGGACACCAGGGAGCAGGUGAAACUGCAAGGCGAGAGCUAUUCAGUUGACUGCAUUGGAAAGGCGAAAUCUCUGGAUCUAUCAGUGAAAUGGGUUCAUCCACACUCUCCUGCCAUUGUCUCCAUUCACCGAAACUUUGGCAAUCUGUUCACUAUAAGAGCAAGACUGCACAUUGACGCUGUGAAUGUAAGUGAUUCGGGAAAUUUCACCUGCAUUGUGAAAGGAACGAAGGAGACGCGAUCUGCUGUGACAAUGCUGCGGGUUCUUGAGAAAGGGUAUGUGCAAAUCUUUACUGAUCAGGAGACUAAUCUGGAAGCAGAUGCUGGGGACAGCCUCCAGCUCUGGGUGGGAAUUAAAUCUUACCCUGAACUAAAGCAGCAUCAGUGGAUCUAUGAGACCAUGAACAAUAGUGCUGAUCACAAGUCAACAUUCCUUGAAAAGCACAACAGCUAUGAGAGUUCCCUCCUUUUGGUGCGGCUGAAGGAAAGCGAGAGUGGCACAUACACGUUCUUUGCAUCUAAUGGAGAAGCAAACUCAUCCCUGACCUUCCAUUUAUUGAUAAAUCAAAAGCCAACGGUGACCAUUGAGAAGGAUGCUGCAUUCCACUGCCUUGCCAGUGGGUUUCCUGCUCCAACCAUUCACUGGUACCAGUGUCCACCACACAGAGCCAGGUGCACGGAAAAUGGAACCAUUCACCCCCACAACCCGAUCCCCCAGACAAAGACAUUCGUUGUUUCUGAGACUCUGUACGGACAGACAAAGGUGGAGAGUGUGCUAUCAGCCCACGAGGUGAAGCCUGGUUCCCUGUUAGAAUGUUACGCAUUCAAUAAAGCUGGAGGAGGUUCCUUUUCCAUCUCAAUCCCUGAUCACCCUGUCACAAAUGCUCUGUUCACUCCUUUACUCUCGGGUGCAGUAGCAGUAGCAAUCCUACUGCUCAUCUUCCUUCUUCUGCUGCUCUACAAGUACAAACAGAAACCAACUUAUGAGGUCCGUUGGAAGAUCAUUGAGGCGGUGAACGGGAAUGAUUAUACCUUCAUUGAUCCCACCCAGCUCCCGUACAAUGAGAAAUGGGAGUUCCCCAGGGAGAAACUCUGCUUUGGUAAGAUCCUGGGAGCUGGAGCAUUCGGGAAGGUUGUCGAGGCCACUGCCUAUGGAUUGGGCACAGAGGACUCAGCCACUAAGGUGGCCGUAAAAAUGCUGAAACCCAGUGCCCAUUCCACUGAGAAAGAGGCCUUGAUGUCAGAGCUGAAGAUCCUGAGCCACCUCGGACAGCACACGCAUGUUGUUAAUCUUCUGGGAGCCUGUACACUCGGAGGCCCAGUUCUUGUCAUCACGGAAUACUGUUGCUAUGGUGAUUUAUUGAACUUCCUGAAGAACAAGGCCCAGUACCGGGCCUGUAACGAUGCACUGAAUAACUAUAAGAACUUGAUGCACAACAAAAAGCCCCUAAGCGACUGCUCAGUGGGUUAUCUGCCCAUGAGGUCCAGGUUGUCCAGUAUGAGCCCAAUGAUUUCUCAAACGGAUUCCUCAACUAUUGAAGAAGAUGAAGACUCAUUGCCAUUGAACAUUGAGGACCUUCUGAGCUUCUCCUACCAAGUUGCUACUGGGAUGGAUUUCCUGUCCUCUAGAAAUUGCAUUCACCGUGAUCUGGCCGCAAGAAAUGUUUUACUGACCGAGGGACGGAUUGCCAAGAUUUGCGACUUUGGGUUAGCAAGAGACAUCAUGAAUGAUUCCAACUAUGUAGUCAAAGGCAACGCACGGCUCCCAGUGAAGUGGAUGGCUCCAGAGAGUAUCUUCGAUUGUGUUUACACAGUCCAGAGUGACGUCUGGUCCUAUGGCAUCCUGCUCUGGGAAAUUUUCUCAUUGGGCUCGAGUCCUUAUCCAGGAAUUCCUGUUGACAGCAGGUUCUACAAACUGAUACGAAGCGGAUUCCAGAUGGACAGACCCAGUUCUGCAACUCCAGAACUGUACGACAUCAUGACAAAGUGCUGGAAUCUGACGCCCACAGAUAGACCAACAUUUGAUCAGAUUGUGAAGCUGAUCAAUAAGCAGAGGAGCGAAUUCAUGGAGCAGUUUAACAGUGCCUGUGACCAUCGUAGCAUAACACCUACUGUAACCAUAGCAGGGGUUAACACUGAUUCUGACCAUCGCAGGGCCAACUGUUACCUUAACAGUGAAACAGCAUCUGUUACCAUCAUUGGGACCACCUCAGCGGUCUGGCGUUCCACCAUCGAAGCGACGGCCCAACUCGGCCUGGCACGUGUUGCGGCGGCAGAGAAUUACCGGAUGGUCAAUGUGGAGGCAGCGAAGACUGUGCGCUCGGCCAAGGAGCUGAGAUUGAAAAAGUGUUCAGAGCAGCUGCUUAGGAUUCAGUCGGAACUGACUGAGGCAGUGAAAGAGGUGAAUAAAGCGAAGAAGAAGUACUGGCAGAUGCAGAGGAUUGCUGAGAUCACCCGGGAGAAAGCAGCUGAGGCAGAGGCCAAGUCGAAAAAGAGCGAAUUUGGAAUAUUUCAUUCAAAAACCAGUCUACAGAAGCUGAGUGCGAAGCUCUCUGCCAGAUUGUCCGAGUGCAACCGUCGGGUCACAGAAGCUAGGAACGAGUAUCUCCUCUCGCUUGCUGCGGUCAUGGCACACCAGGACCAUUACCUCCAAACUGACCUGCCCGUUGUGAUGAAGGGAGAUAUUUGGACCGACGGUCAUAAAUUUGGUCAGAUGAGUAAGUAUUAUGGGCAGUCACAGAAGGAGGGAGAGUUUCAGCAGAUUGGAGAGGGUUCCCAGAGCUUGCUAACAGCCUUUGGUGGUGGAACAAUUAAAGUUGGUGUUGCGCAAGAGGCCAGAGUUGGAGGAGAGCCGAGAGCACAGAGGAUUGUGGGAUGGGAGGAGGUUCAAGCGAUUGGGACAUGUGAGGCCACGGAAACAGUUGUAAACUAG